This is a messenger RNA of Portunus trituberculatus (swimming crab), 5409 nucleotides long. RefSeq names its product sodium-independent sulfate anion transporter-like. The record is from RefSeq and is a predicted model, not a curated record. Lineage: Eukaryota; Metazoa; Arthropoda; Malacostraca; Decapoda; Portunidae. The transcript has 12 exons. Gene Ontology annotation, biological process: transmembrane transport. The coding region runs from base 16 to 2157 and encodes 713 amino acids. Gene Ontology annotation, molecular function: sulfate transmembrane transporter activity. Gene Ontology annotation, cellular component: membrane.
UUUUUCCACUAUUUCAUGCGCGGCUAUACACAGGCGUACUCUAUACAGGAACUGCCACGUGUAGAUCUGAUGACUUCCUGCAGAUUACUCGUAUGUUCAUGUUCUUAUCACCCUAACGAUAUCUUGCAUGUUGUAUUCCCCUUUCAUUUGUUUAUCGAUCGGUCAGUCAGUGGUGUCCUUGAAGGGAAGGGAACCUGUUGCUUCUGCUUGUAUGGUCCACGCUGGGCUUUGGGUCGCGAAAAGAAGUCAGCAUCCCUGGGUAAGGCGGAGGAGGGGAAGAGUGGCAAGCUCACCAUGAAUCAAAGCUCCAACACCAGAUCUAUUUCAGACCUUGUUCAGGCGAGAGCCAGAAAAUUCUUCAGCAAAAAGACACUGCACCAGCGAUUGCCCAUCACCCAAUGGCUACCCAAGUACAACCUGGAGUCUCUGGAGGGGGACAUGGUGGCCGGCCUGACGGUGGGCCUGACAGUCAUCCCGCAGGGUAUUGCCUAUGCCCUGGUGGCUGGCCUUUCACCUAACUAUGGGCUGUACUCUGCCUUCAUGGGCUGUUUCGUGUACAUGUUCCUGGGUAGCUGCAAGGACAUCACCAUUGGACCUACUGCCAUCAUGUCCAUCAUGACCCAUGAGUACUCUGUUGAGAAGAACCCAGACUAUGCUAUCCUUCUGUGCUUCCUAAGUGGUCUCAUCAUCUUUGCUGCUGGUCUUUGUAAUCUAGGAUUCCUCAUCACUUUCAUAUCCAAGCCAGUCAUAGCAGGCUUCACCUCAGCUGCUGCUAUCUCCAUUGCUGCCUCUCAGCUUAAGGGACUGUUUGGCCUGUCAUACCAGAGUGAAUCAGUAAUAGAAGCUUUCAGCAAGCUAUUCGAGAACAUUGGAGAUACCAGGUGGCAAGAUUUGGUCCUUGGAAUAUGUUCCAUGGUUGUCUUACUCUUGAUGAGGAAACUGAAAGACCUGAAGAUUGUCAAGGUCCAGCCAGGUGACAGCACUUCUGUGAGAAUUGGUAAGAAGAUUCUAUUCCUCACCUCUGUGGGGCGCAAUGCCAUUGUUGUCAUUGUGGCUGGCAUCAUUGCCUUUGCUGUCAAUAGAGAUACCUUCACUCUAACAGGGGAUAUUGAGGCUGGCUUGCCAGCAUUCAAGGCACCUCCAUUCUCCACCUGGGAUAAUGGGACAGAGGUUUACUUUAAUGAAAUGGUGUCCAAUGUUGGGGCAGGGAUCAUCAUCAUUCCCUUAAUCUCCAUCCUGGAAAGCAUUGCCAUUGCCAGUGCCUUUGCUGGAGGCAAGACCAUAGAUGCUACACAGGAAAUGUAUGCACUUGGCAUGUGUAAUAUUCUUGGGGCAUUUGUGCAAUCCAUUCCGGUGACUGGCUCUUUCUCUCGGACUGCUGUCAAUUCCACCAGUGGUGUCAAAACACCAGCUGGAGGAAUAGUGACAGGUUUGCUGGUAGUGUUGGCACUAGCCUUCUUGACUCCUUAUUUCAAAUACAUUCCCAAAGCUACACUAUCAGCUGUGAUUAUCUGUGCUGUGAUAUUUAUGGUGGAAUAUGAGACUGUGCGGCCUAUCUGGAAGGCACGGCAACUGGAUCAGCUUCCUCUCUGGGGUACUUUCUUCACUUGCCUAUUCUGGAAGCUUGAAUAUGGGAUUCUUGUUGGUGUUGGCAUCAACCUGGCCAUCCUUCUUUAUGGUAUUGCUCGGCCAAAGGUCAAUAUUUCCACUGUGCUCAGGAAGGACGAAAGUGGCCCUCAUUAUGUAUUAGUGGAGCCAAGGAGUGGUCUGUUCUUCCCUUCUGUUGAUCACAUACGAGGCCAAGUGACAAAGGCAGGUGUGGGUCAAGGAGAAAGCAGUGUGAUGGUGGUGGUGGACUGCAAACACUUCACAGGAGUAGAUUACACAGCUACAAAGGGAAUGAAGAACUUGUGCCAAGAUUUUGAGAGGCGACACCAACCUCUUGUGUUCACCAAUGUGACGCCUGGAGUGGAAAGAGGUCUCUGCUCUCUCAUUGACAACAUCGUCAUUGCUCACUCUUCAGAACAGAUUGAUGCUGCCUACAAAAGCUCAGUGGCUUCCUCUGCAGCCAAUGGUAAAGUUGAGCCCAGUAAUGAUCACCUCUUCAGGUUUAGCCAAGGUUCAAAUUCUACGGUGGAAAAUGGUAGAGUAGAUUGACGGUUAUAGAAUAUUGACAAGCAUUGAGUGCUCUGCGUGAGAGCCUUGGCAACAUCACUCGGCACCCUGGUGGAGCGGCACCUCCACCUGGUGCUGGUGGAAAGAGAAACACAGUAUUAAAUGGUACUGUUAACAGGCUUAAGACAAUUCCAGUUUUAGUGGAAUGGUGUGCAAAGAACUUGUUAGUGAUUCAUAUCGAAUCAUUUAGAAAUACGUAAUAUUAAAUCUUCUUUUUAAGCCUCAAGGUGCAAUGUCUUUGACAUAAUAACAAGAGGCAAGGAAGGAAAAUGGGACUUAUAGAAUGAUUGCUCUCUAUUUUUAUUUACUUGUAUGUAUUUUUAUGGAAAAUGGACAUUUGUUGAUAGUGUAGUUAAUUUCUUAUGUAAAUACUGUGAUAUAGAUAUGUGUAUGAAAGUGAUCCAGGAUGUAGAAUGAAGUCAAAAGUUCUGGAUUUGUAUGUAGUGUGAGCAGUGAUUGAAAGGAAUAAGCAGGUAUAUGAGAAGCUUGGUGAAGAAAAUAAUAUCAGAUAUAAAUCAGAUGGCCUGGGUAUCAAACAUAUAGUGAGAGUGAGAUUGUGGGAAGGAUGUACUCAAAAUAGAAUACAAGUUAUAGAUUUAAGAAUAUAACUGACUGGAAAUAGAUGAGAAGAAGGGAAAGAAAUACAUCAGAAUGAAGUUACAGUACAUUAAUAGCCACAUGCUUGAGGGAGCUUUAGCUGGCAGGCAUCAAGGUGCACAUCUAAUUUCAGUUGGUAGUAAAGUAGUAUUAAGAUUUUGUGAAGUGCACUUUCUUCCAUAUACAAUGCAGUACAUUGAGCAUUAGACCUCUCUCCCCUAGAGGCCUAGGGGUUAAGAUUUGAGGGAAUGCUUGCAAAUGUGAAUUUAUGCAUGCAGGCACCAUGUCUCAGCUGCCUCUGCUAUAAGUGAGGCAUCAGAUUUUCUAAGUUUUAAAUUUCAAGAAUGUCUCUUGGCAGACACUUCAUCACAAUAUAUGGAGUUUAGUCCUCUUUGUGGGGCUUGGUGCACAAUCUGAUACACAACAAAUAAAAGAUUUGUCUACUGUCUUUUCACACAAACAUUGAUGGAAAGUGACAUCUAUCUUCUGCAGAGAUAUAUGCAUAUCAGGAGAGAUAAGAAAGAAACAUGUAGAGGGAAGAAAAACUACAGAAUUAUUAGGGCAUAUGAUAAAAUGGAGAUAGAGUGCAAAAUGUCAAAAUGUGUUGGAAUACCAUAAAAGUUUGUGAGCACACCUGCAUAUGAAGGGAAGCUGAGGAUCCAAAUAAUAUUAAUAAGUUAUCAUUUGAAAAGUUCAUGUGGUUGGAGAGAAAGGAUGGCAAAACAAUGAAGGUAUAGGAAGAGGAAAGUCAAGGGCAACAAACAUUUAGCUGGAUUUGGGUGGCUGUCUUGUUCCAGUCAAUAAAAAGAAGUUAUGCACACUGAGAGUCUUCUUGGGCCUUCAAUUCUUAACUGCUCUCUCUCUCUCUCUCUCUCUCUCUCUCUCUCUCUCUCUCUCUCUCUCUCUCUCUCUCUCUCUCUCUCUCUCUCUCUCUCUCUCUCUCUCUCUCUCUCUCUCUCUCUCUCUCUCUCUCUCUAGGUAAAUUUAGGUAAAUUUCUCAGCGUUAGAAAAGACAAGAUGUUAUCAAUUUUUUUUUUUAUAGAAUUUUAUAGCCUGUAGGGAGAGGCAAUUAAUUAUGGAAUGGUGCAGAUGGCACCUCUAGAUGGCUAGCCCAUCUAGAGAAAUUGGAUGAGAGCAAAAAUACAGAAAGGAUAUUCAUGAGCAAAUUAAAUGUUCAGUGCAAGAAAACAGUAUUAACAUGUGUAAUGGAGAGAUAGAUAUAGAGAGAGGGGAAGGGGUAAACAAGGAUGAAGUGCAUGAACUAACAGAUGCAUGUGAUGAUUUUUUUUGUCAUGGCCACUUGAAAGGAUUUCCAAUGACAAGCAUCAGGCAUUAGGGUAAACUAGAGUAGACUGAGGACUAAUCUGUGAAAUAUUAAAAAAAAACAUUGUUAUUGUGUAUUUAUGAAAACAAAGCUGAGUGUUCCAAAUAGCAUUGUUCCUAGUCCUCAUCAUACCUUCAUGUUCCUUUAGUUGUAAUCCUUCAUAUAUCCAGAUGGUUCAUUGUUGGCAAAGGAAUGGUGAUGAGCAUCCAUGUCAAACACUUGGGAUCAGAAGUUAAGGAACAUGCUGCACUCUCUCCAUUGUUUUGUGUGUAUCCUCAGGCUUAAUUCCUCUGGAACCUUAAAGAGGAUUUAAGGUUAAGAAGGAAAAUGUUUAGUAGAGUGAAGUGACAGCAACAGGUUAAUUGACUUUUGAUUUUGAUGUGACUGGAAUCUUAGUAUAACUAUGGCUCAAGCAAACAAACAUCAUAACACUUGUCUUUGUCGGGAAUUUGCUUAGAUGAAGUAAAAUAUUUCCAUGCACUGGGAACUCAUGCUGUUUUUGGAAUACUUAUUUCUAAAAUGCAUCUUAGGUAUGUGGUGAAAAUUUAUUUGCACAUAUAUGAUAGAGAUUGAUGUUUUCUUUUAUGUUUCUGAUAAUUGUGUUACUUCAAAUGAUUUUGUAGUAAUUGUGUCACAAAAGCAAGUAGAAAUAGGUAACUUCACUUCAUAUGUACUAUUUUUCUUCAUCCUUUAACUUUUAAAAUGAAUAGAAUCAAGAGUGGAAUAGAUAACUUUAGAAACUAAUUUUGUUGCUAUUUGAAUUGUUUAGUUUAGAUUAUUAUUGUGUGGCUUUGUAAGUAUGGAAUAGGUGGUUAUGGAGGACACAAUAGUAUUCCAAAAUGGCGUGCUUCACCUUGCCAAGUUGUCUUGAUCAGCAUUUAAUUUUCAUUUUGAAUUUGUUUUGCAGUCUGCCAGCAUUUGCACCUGCUUAAUAGGUAUGCAGUAAGUUCAAAGCACUGUUAAACAUCCAUUUUAAGGCUUUAUAGGUUAAAAAAAAAACUAAUAAUUGAUGUGAUUUUGCAUCUACCUCAACAUAUGCCUGGGAGUUUAAUUCCUAUUGUUAUGUGUACCUAUACCUGUUUCCAAGGACUCUCUUCAAGAGAUGACCAAAUUAGAAGUCUUCAUUAGUUCACACCCUUGCAUUCUCUCCUUGCAUGUUCUAAUCCUCCUCUUCUCAUUUCUCUUCUCUUCUUCUCAUGUGAUGUAGCAUUCUUUACUCCUGUUUUAUUGGGGACAUAUAUUAUGUGUUGUAUAGUUACACUUCAUGGACUUUGCAAAUAAAAUGUAAACAAACUUUGCUUUAGCAGCUUCCU